GAGUGAAGAAGCUCUCUGUAUUUCAGCAGAAGUGAGAUUUUAACGACGACAGUGGGAAGGGAACAAACAAUGAGUUCUUGUGUUGUAACGACAAGCUGUUUCUGUACAAUUCCAGAUUCUAAUAUACGUUUGAAAUCUUCCAAGCUCGUCAAUCUGAGUAACCAGCAGAGAAGACGUACAAAUGGGUCUCGAGGUGGUUUCAAGGUUGAAGCUUACUAUGGUCUAAAGACACCUCCUUAUCCACUUGAUGCUUUGGAACCAUAUAUGAGUCGAAGAACACUAGAAGUACACUGGGGUAAACACCAUCGAGGUUAUGUGGACAAUCUAAAUAAACAGUUAGGGAAAGAUGAUAGACUUUAUGGAUACACCAUGGAAGAGCUUAUCAAGGCGACAUACAACAAUGGGAAUCCUUUGCCCGAGUUCAACAACGCUGCGCAGGUCUAUAACCAUGAUUUCUUCUGGGAGUCAAUGCAACCUGGUGGUGGAGACAUGCCUCAAAAGGGUGUUCUUGAACAGAUUGACAAGGAUUUUGGUUCUUUCACAAAUUUUAGAGAAAAAUUCACUAAUGCAGCUCUUAGUCAGUUUGGUUCCGGCUGGGUCUGGCUCGUCUUGAAGAGGGAAGAGAGAAGACUUGAGGUGGUCAAAACCUCAAACGCAAUUAACCCACUCGUGUGGGAUGAUAUUCCAAUCAUCAGCUUGGAUGUGUGGGAGCACUCUUAUUAUCUGGACUACAAGAACGACAGGGCUAGGUAUAUAAACACUUUUCUGAACAACUUGGUGUCAUGGAACGCUGCCAUGAGUCGGAUGGCCCGUGCAGAGGCGUUUGUGAAUCUUGGUGAACCCAACAUCCCAAUAGCUUAAGCUAAAGACACUUUUUGAGAGUCCAUAUGAAAGCAAAAACACAACUCCUUCAAAACUUAGGCAGUCUCAAUUUUUGCAAACAGAGGUCCCAAGUUCCCAACCAAGAAAACAAAGAGCUGCUUUCUCAUGUGACCCAUCUUUUUGUUCUAUGUAAUGUAGCAAUAGUUUUUCUACUUCUUUUGCUUUUGAGAAAUUCUAGCUUACUGAUCGAACCUGUAUGGCCCACGUGACUCGCACGUGAAUUAAGAGUAUUUGUUUCUUUUCUCCUA
Molecule: messenger RNA, 1130 nt
Organism: Capsella rubella
Lineage: Eukaryota; Viridiplantae; Streptophyta; Magnoliopsida; Brassicales; Brassicaceae
Product: superoxide dismutase [Fe] 3, chloroplastic
Exons: 8
Coding region: 70-861 (263 amino acids)
Biological process (GO): superoxide metabolic process
Cellular component (GO): chloroplast nucleoid
Molecular function (GO): superoxide dismutase activity; metal ion binding
Source: RefSeq, a predicted model, not a curated record